AUGGUCACUACAUACACGUGGACGUCGCCUUGUCCCAGGGUCUCCACAGACACACAGACAUCACCCUGUCCCCGCGGUCACUACUUGCACGUGGACAUCACCUUGUCCCAGGGUCCCUACACAUGGACAUCACCCUGUCCCCGCGGUCACUACAUGCACAUGGACAUCACCUUGUCCCAGGGUCCCUACACAUGGACAUCACCCUGUCCCCAUGGUCACUACUUGCACGUGGACAUCACCUUGUCCCAGGGUCCCUACACAUGGACAUCACCCUGUCCCCGCGGUCACUACAUGCACACAGACAUCACCUUGUCCCAGGGUCCCUACACAUGGACAUCACCCUGUCCCCAUGGUCACUACUUGCACGUGGACAUCACCUUGUCCCAGGGUCCCUACACAUGGACAUCACCCUGUCCCCGCGGUCACUACAUGCACACAGACAUCACCUUGUCCCAGGGUCCCUACACAUGGACAUCACCCUGUCCCCAUGGUCACUACUUGCACGUGGACAUCACCUUGUCCCAGGGUCCCUACACAUGGACAUCACCCUGUCCCCGCGGUCACUACAUGCACACAGACAUCACCUUGUCCCAGGGUCCCUACACAUGGACAUCACCCUGUCCCCAUGGUCACUACUUGCACGUGGACAUCACCUUGUCCCAGGGUCCCUACACAUGGACAUCACCCUGUCCCCGCGGUCACUACAUGCACACAGACAUCACCUUGUCCCAGGGUCCCUACACAUGGACAUCACCCUGUCCCCAUGGUCACUACUUGCACGUGGACAUCACCUUGUCCCAGGGUCCCUACACAUGGACAUCACCCUGUCCCCGCGGUCACUACAUGCACACAGACAUCACCUUGUCCCAGGGUCCCUACACAUGGACAUCACCCUGUCCCCAUGGUCACUACUUGCACGUGGACAUCACCUUGUCCCAGGGUCCCUACACAUGGACAUCACCCUGUCCCCGCGGUCACUACAUGCACACAGACAUCACCUUGUCCCAGGGUCCCUACACAUGGACAUCACCCUGUCCCCAUGGUCACUACUUGCACGUGGACAUCACCUUGUCCCAGGGUCCCUACACAUGGACAUCACCCUGUCCCCGCGGUCACUACAUGCACACAGACAUCACCUUGUCCCAGGGUCCCUACACAUGGACAUCACCCUGUCCCCAUGGUCACUACUUGCACGUGGACAUCACCUUGUCCCAGGGUCCCUACACAUGGACAUCACCCUGUCCCCGCGGUCACUACAUGCACACAGACAUCACCUUGUCCCAGGGUCCCUACACAUGGACAUCACCCUGUCCCCAUGGUCACUACUUGCACGUGGACAUCACCUUGUCCCAGGGUCCCUACACAUGGACAUCACCCUGUCCCCGCGGUCACUACAUGCACACAGACAUCACCUUGUCCCAGGGUCCCUACACAUGGACAUCACCCUGUCCCCAUGGUCACUACUUGCACGUGGACAUCACCUUGUCCCAGGGUCCCUACACAUGGACAUCACCCUGUCCCCGCGGUCACUACAUGCACACAGACAUCACCUUGUCCCAGGGUCCCUACACAUGGACAUCACCCUGUCCCCAUGGUCACUACUUGCACGUGGACAUCACCUUGUCCCAGGGUCCCUACACAUGGACAUCACCCUGUCCCCGCGGUCACUACAUGCACACAGACAUCACCUUGUCCCAGGGUCCCUACACAUGGACAUCACCCUGUCCCCAUGGUCACUACUUGCACGUGGACAUCACCUUGUCCCAGGGUCCCUACACAUGGACAUCACCCUGUCCCCGCGGUCACUACAUGCACACAGACAUCACCUUGUCCCAGGGUCCCUACACAUGGACAUCACCCUGUCCCCAUGGUCACUACUUGCACGUGGACAUCACCUUGUCCCAGGGUCCCUACACAUGGACAUCACCCUGUCCCCGCGGUCACUACAUGCACACAGACAUCGUGUGGGAUGCCAGGAAUUAA
Molecule: messenger RNA, 1983 nt
Organism: Pygoscelis adeliae (Adelie penguin)
Lineage: Eukaryota; Metazoa; Chordata; Aves; Sphenisciformes; Spheniscidae
Product: extensin-2-like
Exons: 1
Coding region: 1-1983 (660 amino acids)
Source: RefSeq, a predicted model, not a curated record